This is a messenger RNA of Amyelois transitella, 628 nucleotides long. It is a transcript of the gene CSP10, whose product is annotated as allergen Tha p 1. Bases 130 to 513 code for a protein of 127 amino acids. The record is from RefSeq and is a predicted model, not a curated record. The transcript has 2 exons. NCBI's taxonomy places the organism in Eukaryota, Metazoa, Arthropoda, Insecta, Lepidoptera, Pyralidae.
GUUUUGUUUCUGUGACGUCAAAUUGCUUAACUCCAGCUUAAGAUCGCGGUAUAAAUGUCCCAUGGUAGCGAAGCAGCCGCCACAGCUUAACGAAGGGUCGAACAAGGAGUAUCUAAAUACAGAUCCAACAUGAAGUUUCUAGUUCUAGUCCCGUUGAUGGUGGUCAUUGCGCUUGCGUGGGGAAAGUCUACUUACACCGACAAAUGGGACAAUAUCAACGUCGAUGAAAUCUUAGAAUCGCAAAGACUUCUCAAAGGAUACGUAGACUGCUUGAUGGAAAGAGGCCGUUGCACUCCUGACGGAAAGACUUUGAAGGAAACUCUUCCUGAUGCAUUAGAAAAUGAAUGCUCUAAAUGCACUGCUAAACAGAAGACCAGCUCAGACAAAGUUAUAAGGUUUUUGGUCAACAAACGCCCUGACCUUUGGAAAGAGCUGGCUACCAAGUAUGACCCAGAAAACAUUUACCAGCAGAGGUACAAGGACAAGAUUGAUGCCGUGAAGGAAAAUAAUUAAACAAAAAUAAAACACUGCAAUCUUCUGUCUGUAGAAGUUAUGGAGUUAUGUUGUGAUAAAAAAGCUGAUGGUGAUAUUGGUAUUUUUAACAAAAUAAAUGUGAUUAAACUUACAA